This is a messenger RNA of Manis pentadactyla (Chinese pangolin), 954 nucleotides long. Its product is annotated as olfactory receptor 5AN1-like. Gene Ontology annotation, molecular function: G protein-coupled receptor activity; odorant binding; olfactory receptor activity. The record is from RefSeq and is a predicted model, not a curated record. Lineage: Eukaryota; Metazoa; Chordata; Mammalia; Pholidota; Manidae. The transcript has a single exon. Gene Ontology annotation, cellular component: membrane. Gene Ontology annotation, biological process: G protein-coupled receptor signaling pathway. Bases 1 to 954 code for a protein of 317 amino acids.
AUGAUUAGAAGAGAAAAUAUUACAGAGAUCACCCACUUCAUUCUCUUGGGGUUCUCGGAUUUUUCCAGGUUCAAAGCACUGCUAUUUGUUGUGUUCCUGGUGAUCUACGUUGCAACUCUGAUUUGGAACCUGAGCCUCAUCAUAUUAAUAAGGAUGGAUUCCCACCUCCACACACCCAUGUACUUCUUCCUCAGUAACCUGUCCUUCCUAGACAUCUGCUAUGUGACCUCCACAGCCCCAAAGAUGCUCUUCGACUUCUUCCAGGAACAACAUACCAUCACCCUAGUGGGUUGUGCCAUUCAGUACUUGUUCUUUACAACCACAGGACUGACUGAGACUUGUCUCAUGACAGCCAUGGCCUAUGACCGCUAUGCUGCCAUUUGUAAUCCACUUCUCUAUUCAUCUAUCAUGUCACCCACCCUGUGUGUUGGGAUGGUGCUGGGAUCCUACAUGGCUGGAAUCUCUGGUUCUGUAUCCCAAGUGUGUGCCAUUCUUCAACUCCACUUCUGUGGGCCUAAUGUCAUUCACCACUUCUUCUGUGACAUGCCCCAGCUGUUAGUCCUGUCCUGCUCUGACAUUUUCUUUGCCAAACUCUUACUUGCUAUAUUAGCACUUAUCUUUGGGAUAAUAAAUGCCCUUGUUGUCAUGAUAUCUUAUGGCUAUAUCGUCAUCUCCAUCAUGAAGAUCACUACAGCUAAAGGCCGGUCCAAGGCUUUCAACACCUGUGCUUCUCACCUGACAGCAGUUUCCCUCUUCUAUACCUCAGGGAGCUUUGUCUAUUUGAGUUCCAGCUCUGGCGGUCCUUCCAACUUUGACAGAUUCGCAUCAGUCUUCUACACAGUGAUGAUUCCCAUGUUGAAUCCCUUGAUUUACAGUCUGAGGAACAAGGAAAUCAAAGAUGCCUUGAAGCGUUUGCAGAAGAAGGGUGGGUAUUGCGGACAUCACAGAUUCUGA